Molecule: messenger RNA, 624 nt
Organism: Cladophialophora psammophila CBS 110553
Lineage: Eukaryota; Fungi; Ascomycota; Eurotiomycetes; Chaetothyriales; Herpotrichiellaceae
Exons: 1
Coding region: 1-624 (207 amino acids)
Molecular function (GO): protein binding
Source: RefSeq, a predicted model, not a curated record
AUGACGCAAUGGUCGAAAGAUUACUUGAAGAAGCGCGCCGAUCUGGAGUCGAAAGAUCAAGCCAUCAAUGCUCAAGGAGGAAAGUACGGCAACGCGCUACAAGCGGCAUCAAAAGGCGGUCACGAAAAGAUAGUUCAUAUACUUCUCGACGGUGGAGCAGAUAUGAAUGCUCAAGGAGGAUUCUGUGGCAACAUGCUACAAGCAGCAUCAGGAGGUAGUCACGAGAGAGUGGUGGGGAUACUCUUGGACAGAGGAGCAGAGGUGAGUGCCCAAGGACGAAAGUAUGGCAAUGCCCUACAAGGAGCAUCACGCAGUGGCUAUGAGGGGGUUGUGCAGAUACUCCUCGACAGAGGGGCGGAGGUCAAUGUUCAAGGAGGAUAUUGUAGCAUUGUGUUACAAGCGGUAUCAUACCGUGUGGACGAGAAAGUGAUACAAAUCCUACUGGACAAAGGCGCAAAUGUUAACGCCCAGGGUGGAUUUCAUGGGAGCGCAGUACAGGCGGCAGCGGAGGGAGGCCAUGAAAAGGUUUUACAGGUCUUGAUCGAGAAGGGCGCCGACGUGGCUGGUCAGGGUACCGACUUUCAAGUUUGCUCCCGCACUUUAGUUAGAUUCAAAGCUAUGUAG